Molecule: messenger RNA, 1095 nt
Organism: Serendipita indica DSM 11827
Lineage: Eukaryota; Fungi; Basidiomycota; Agaricomycetes; Sebacinales; Serendipitaceae
Source: the annotation of a GenBank genome assembly
AUGUCCCAGUCUUCUUCGAGACCGAUCCUACAGUGGUCUACGGAGCAAGCGCGUUCCCAACUUACUGCGACGACCGUCAGUAUUGGGACAUGGAACGGGAGAGAAAUGCAUUUCAGCGUGCUUGUCUACAUCUCCGACGUCCUCCAUGGCGUCGUUCCGGCAGAGUCGCUCCGUCGAGCAUAUCGAAUUUACAUCUCUAUGUGCAAAAGGCAGUGUAGGAAAUGCAGGAAAGCGGACUCUCAUGAAGGAUGGACCGUACCUGCUCCUCGGUCUGGUCGGAGGGAAACAUGGAAUUUGGAGAUCCUGGAAAUGGAUGCCGAGUGGGACAUACUAAUUGAGUAUCUAUCUCGGCAUAACCGGCUGGCCAAUUUGGGCGCUCUUAUACGUCGCAAUCACCAGCACAAUACCAAAUUGGAAUCAAUAUGCAGCUUGCGAUUUUACUAUGGCUUACGCGGCAACGAAAUGCAACACUUGAACAACAUUACCACCUUGCAGCUUCAAUCGGUCGAAUGGCUUCGCUCCCAUUCAUUACCUCAACUGCGUCACCUCUCGAUAUAUCUGCAUACAGCAGCUUUACCAGAGUUUGUGACAUGGCUUCAAGACCACGGCUAUAGACUAUUGACAUUGUACUGCCAAGGCAUAUUUAGCAAAUUUGAUGUGACACCUUCAAUAUGGCUCCUCUGUCCAGAGGCGACGGCUCUACAAUUACCACCGACAUUCAAAUGGAUACCUCCACCAUCAAGCCAUCCCAUUACACACCUUCGACUUGAUCUUGCUCUGCGCCUCAAUCUCGAAGAGGAAGCGUGUUCAUAUUGUGGAACAGCACACCCUGGAGUAAUGGAGUUUCCUGUUCUCUCUGUUGAAGAGUUUAUCGACUCAGGUAUAUGCCAAGCUGCCUUUAAUGAUAGUUGGAGUUGGAUGGUCAGAGGGUUUUCGGUUCCGACCGACAUACUGUGUCUCGUAGCGAUACUACGUAUGCACGGAGUCCUAUUGGUUGACAAGGAUCACCUGACAAUCGAAGAUUACUGGGUCGCCGAGCUCGAGGUAGCCCGCUGGGGCAUUCGUGAUUAUACUAAUGUCCUUUUCGGUUUCUAA